Messenger RNA from Carassius carassius (crucian carp), 1204 nucleotides. RefSeq names its product pro-neuregulin-4, membrane-bound isoform-like. Bases 858 to 1190 code for a protein of 110 amino acids. The record is from RefSeq and is a predicted model, not a curated record. Gene Ontology annotation, biological process: epidermal growth factor receptor signaling pathway; positive regulation of mitotic nuclear division; positive regulation of cell population proliferation. NCBI's taxonomy places the organism in Eukaryota, Metazoa, Chordata, Actinopteri, Cypriniformes, Cyprinidae. The transcript has 5 exons.
GACUCAACAUGAUGUUGCCACUUGUCCUUCAUGUGCCCUUUAAACCAGGAAUGUAAACAAGCGAUUAAAGUCUGCAAAGUUCCCACGAUUCCUCGCAUACCCGAGACACACACAGAACUUCCCCAUUAGCAUAUCUGGCAUACCUGAGUCUGACAGAAAACCCAGCCGGACUACACACAAGAGAGUCUCACUGAGAACCACACCUGCUCCUAAUGCACUUAAAAUAACAGUACCACCCCUCACUGUUUCUAUUAAUGCAUAUCUGAAGAAACCUACAGCUUACAAUGCAAAACACUUCACAACCCAAUCAUGUUUGAAUCUGCUCAAAAUAAACAAGAAAAUCCAAAAAGAUUGGAUUCAAUAUGGUGAUUCACUUUUUUGAGCAGCUUUCUUCGUUACAGAAAGUUGCGAUGUCUCUUUUUUGUUGGAGGUUUGUGAUGCAACGGCAGGUAAUUCCCGACUAAUUAACUCAUGUCAUGAUGUUCUACCGACGCAUGAUGAGAAUCGUUCCAUUCACAAAUGUGGAAAAACAGCAAUCACAACAUUUCUGAGCUCAAAGGGAUCCGCCCACGGCGCUUAUGUUGCUCUGAACCACACAGUGACGUUUAGCUCAGAAGUUAUUUGAGGAAGAUGAGGUGACUCACCUGCACUGGAUCUCACCUGGACGGCAAGUCUUCACUGCCAUUUCCCUGAAACACAGCGUGCUACUAGGAUUUCGUACAUCUCAGCAAACUUUCAAAUAACUCAAGCCAUCGAAAAGUGCAUGAAGUCAAGCGCAAAAACAGUAAACAGGUGAUCAUCAAGUGAAUACUCUCAGUUGAAAUUUCCAUUAGGAGAAGAUUGAUUUAAUAUCUCCCAUGAUGGCAGAACACGGUGACCCUUGCACUGAGUCAGAGGCCAGCUUUUGCAUGAAUGGAGGAACAUGCUUUAAAAUACGCUCGGUGUCUACUCCCACGUGUGUUUGCAGUGUGAACUAUGAGGGCAGCAGAUGUGAGCAGUUCCAGCUGUUCAGUUUCUCUCGGGACAGUGAGGAGAAGGGCAUGAUCGCUGCUGUGGCCAUCAUCGCCCUCCUCAUCCUAGUGGUGCUCGGUGUGGUCAUCUACUACAUCUGCAAAAUAAAGGGAAACGCCCGGAGUCAACCAAAACCUGAGGCAUACUGGAGAGUCCAAUCAAACAGUCAGCCGGUGUGACUUUUAAGCCAGAU